CUCUACUUCGAUCAAUCCUCUUUGGUAAGCGCUAACAAUUUCUGAAGUUGACAAAAUACACCUCAACCAUCUUCGUUGAUGAAAUAGCGAUCAACCUCUAUGUGGAACUAAAAUAAAUUUGAAUAAAUUCAUCACUAAUGUAACGUUGACAUUAUCCAGAAUACGAAAAAAUGUCGAGUUUCGCGAAAAAUCAGUUGUUGAAAUACGGCUGGACAGAAGGCAAAGGUCUUGGUAAAAAUGAAAACGGUAUAGUUGAUGCUCUGAAACCAAAAUUGAAAUUUGACAGAAUCGGAAUGGGCCAUGAUGGAGCUGAGUACAAUUGGUGGGAACAUAUUUACAACGAAGCAUCAAACAAUUUAGAAGUUAAAUCUGAUUCUACAAACAUAAAUUUAACUAUUAAAGAAGAAGAUGCAGUGAGAAUAGCCACGUGUAAAUCCGAACUCACGUCAAGAACAACAAAAAAUAAUAAUCUAGAAUUUGGAAAUUUCAUCAAGACAUCAAUUCUACAAGAUGGAAAAAACACUGAAGAAGAUGUAUUGGCGAGGAAUAAUUUCCAAACAACAACGAAAAGUGAAAUGAUUUCAUUUUUGACAGAUGAAGAGAUAUUUAAGGCCUGUGGAGGGCGAACUGCUCACAAAGGUGCAAGGCACGGUCUAAAAUUAUCUGGAAAACUUGCAAGGAUUGAGAGACAAGAACAAGAUAUACUUGCCUCCCAAAGUCAACCGUCGACUUCUUCUAAUUGGGUAACCGUUGAAAUAAAACGUAAGAAGAAGCGGAAACAUGAGAAAAUGGAUUUAGAAGUUGUAGAUAAUGAGAUCUUGGCUAUCAGAUUUGACUCUGAAAAAUGUCCAAAAGAUCUGAGUGAAAAUUCCUCACUUUCUCCAAAAUUGAAAUCCAAAAAAUCCCGACUGAAGGAGAAGAGAAAACUCGAAGAUUUAACGCAUAAAAUGUUAACCUCUCUAGAUUUAUCUGAAGAUUCAGGAGCUCCUGAAGAAAAAAAAAGAAGGAAGAAGCAUAAAAAAUCUGCAAAAGAAGAUGAACAGUCUAAUCAUAAUCAUAAAAUAAAUGAAACAGCAGACAAUGUUCCACGACCUUUAAUUGAGAAUUUUGAGGCAGUGGUCGAAGAUCCUGCAUGUAAUGACGAUGGAUUCGUCUCCGGGGAUGAUUUGACAGAGCCUCAAGUAAGAACUUGUAAAGAUGCUAAGAUACUCAAUCAAAAAAUCCAGAAGAAAAAGAGAAAAAAGUUGCAACGGCUAGAGAUGAAGAAAUUAGAAAAGUUGUCCGAAACAUUGAAGACCCUGGACUUAACUACCAAUGCUGAGACGAACACUUCAGGAAAAGUCAGGAAAGAGAAAAAAAAUAAACAUUGAAUUUAAACCGGAAAUUCUUUUGAGUUUAAGAAGUGCUCAACUAACAAAAAGUUCAACGAUUUUUACACAUAUACAUUUCGUUCUUUUGGAGAUGUACAUAAUUUGAAAAAAUUGUAAUAAAUUUUAGAAUUCAUCUUCAA
This is a messenger RNA of Fopius arisanus, 1510 nucleotides long. RefSeq names its product G patch domain-containing protein 4. The coding region runs from base 171 to 1370 and encodes 399 amino acids. Gene Ontology annotation, cellular component: nucleolus. The record is from RefSeq and is a predicted model, not a curated record. Gene Ontology annotation, molecular function: nucleic acid binding. The transcript is spliced from 2 exons. NCBI's taxonomy places the organism in Eukaryota, Metazoa, Arthropoda, Insecta, Hymenoptera, Braconidae.